Homo sapiens (human) is the source of this 3417-nucleotide messenger RNA. RefSeq names its product inositol polyphosphate-5-phosphatase E (gene INPP5E). Gene Ontology annotation, biological process: negative regulation of phosphatidylinositol 3-kinase/protein kinase B signal transduction; phosphatidylinositol-3-phosphate biosynthetic process; phosphatidylinositol dephosphorylation. The record is from RefSeq and is marked reviewed. The transcript has 10 exons. Gene Ontology annotation, molecular function: phosphatidylinositol-4,5-bisphosphate phosphatase activity; phosphatidylinositol-3,4,5-trisphosphate 3-phosphatase activity; phosphatidylinositol-3,4,5-trisphosphate 5-phosphatase activity. NCBI's taxonomy places the organism in Eukaryota, Metazoa, Chordata, Mammalia, Primates, Hominidae. Bases 427 to 2361 code for a protein of 644 amino acids. Gene Ontology annotation, cellular component: ruffle; cilium; axoneme.
GCGGCGGCGGUUGCUGGGUCCCGGCCGGGCUGACUCCGCUUCUGGGCGGCCGGGCCUCCGCGAGUACCGGGUCGACUUCGGAGUCUGCGAGCCCAGCCAGGGGUGCCCGCUUCCCACCCCUCUCCCCGAGCGGCGUCCCCGUCGGGGUCGAACCUCCCCCGCGACAGGCGCCCAGCCGCCUGUUCCCCCAGGCCUUGCCUGCGGACCGCCCUGGGAACGGCGUCUGGGAGCCCCGAGGGGCUGGCGGGACUCGGGGCCCGGGCCAUGCGGCAGCCGCCCCCGCCCCUCCGCGACCAUCCCCGGCCCAAGCGGGAGCCGCAGCGGCGUUUCUGCUCCUCGCUGCGCCGGCGACCCCGGACCCGGCACCCGUGACCCCUCGCGCUGCCUGCGGCCUCGCGCCGAGGCCUGCCCCGGGAGAGACCGUCCAUGCCGUCCAAGGCGGAGAAUCUGCGGCCCUCCGAGCCGGCCCCGCAGCCGCCGGAAGGGAGGACGCUCCAAGGACAGCUUCCCGGCGCUCCGCCGGCCCAGCGCGCGGGGUCCCCACCCGAUGCUCCGGGCUCCGAGAGCCCCGCGCUUGCCUGCAGCACUCCGGCCACGCCCAGCGGCGAGGACCCGCCAGCCCGAGCAGCACCCAUCGCCCCGCGGCCCCCCGCCAGGCCUCGACUGGAGCGAGCCCUGUCCCUGGACGACAAGGGCUGGAGGAGGAGGCGUUUUCGAGGCAGCCAGGAGGACCUGGAAGCCCGGAAUGGGACCAGUCCCUCCAGGGGCUCAGUGCAGAGCGAGGGCCCCGGGGCCCCCGCCCACAGCUGCUCCCCGCCCUGCCUGAGCACCUCCUUGCAGGAAAUCCCCAAGUCCCGCGGGGUCCUGAGCAGUGAGAGAGGGAGCCCGUCCUCGGGGGGUAACCCUCUCUCUGGGGUGGCCAGCAGCUCCCCGAACCUCCCGCACAGAGACGCCGCCGUGGCGGGGAGCUCGCCCAGGCUGCCCAGCCUGCUGCCCCCGCGCCCACCGCCUGCCCUGAGCCUGGACAUCGCCUCCGACUCCCUGAGGACAGCAAACAAGGUCGACUCGGAUCUUGCAGACUACAAGCUCCGCGCGCAGCCGCUCCUGGUGCGGGCCCACAGCAGCCUGGGCCCCGGCCGGCCGCGGAGCCCCCUGGCCUGCGACGACUGUUCCCUUCGCUCGGCCAAAUCCUCCUUCAGCCUCCUGGCGCCCAUCCGCAGCAAGGACGUCCGCAGCAGGAGUUACCUGGAGGGCAGCCUCCUGGCCAGCGGGGCCCUGUUGGGGGCGGAUGAGCUGGCCCGCUACUUCCCAGACCGGAACGUGGCACUCUUCGUGGCCACCUGGAACAUGCAGGGCCAGAAGGAGCUCCCGCCCAGCCUGGACGAGUUCCUGCUCCCAGCCGAGGCCGACUAUGCCCAGGACCUGUAUGUCAUCGGGGUCCAGGAGGGCUGUUCUGACAGGCGGGAGUGGGAGACUCGUCUGCAGGAGACGCUGGGCCCGCACUAUGUGCUGCUGUCCUCGGCGGCCCACGGCGUGCUCUACAUGUCGCUCUUCAUCCGCAGGGACCUCAUCUGGUUCUGCUCAGAGGUGGAGUGCUCCACGGUGACCACACGCAUCGUGUCUCAGAUCAAGACCAAGGGGGCCUUGGGCAUCAGCUUCACCUUUUUUGGCACUUCCUUCCUCUUCAUCACGUCCCACUUCACCUCAGGUGACGGGAAGGUGGCGGAGCGGCUGCUGGACUACACCAGGACUGUACAAGCCCUGGUCCUGCCCAGAAAUGUGCCCGACACCAACCCCUAUCGCUCCAGCGCAGCGGACGUCACCACCCGCUUCGAUGAGGUGUUCUGGUUUGGAGACUUCAACUUCCGCCUGAGUGGCGGGCGCACAGUCGUGGACGCCCUCCUGUGCCAGGGCCUGGUGGUGGACGUGCCGGCGCUGCUGCAGCACGACCAGCUCAUCCGGGAGAUGCGGAAAGGGUCCAUCUUCAAGGGCUUCCAGGAGCCGGACAUCCACUUCCUCCCAUCAUACAAGUUUGACAUCGGGAAGGACACGUACGACAGCACCUCCAAGCAGAGGACGCCCUCAUACACGGACCGCGUCUUGUACAGAAGCCGCCACAAGGGUGACAUCUGUCCUGUGAGCUACUCUUCCUGCCCCGGGAUCAAGACGUCCGACCACCGCCCUGUGUAUGGCCUCUUCCGGGUGAAAGUGAGGCCGGGGCGAGACAACAUUCCGUUGGCAGCUGGCAAAUUUGAUAGAGAACUGUACUUACUAGGAAUUAAAAGACGGAUUUCGAAGGAGAUUCAGAGGCAGCAAGCACUACAGAGUCAGAACUCCAGCACCAUCUGCUCCGUUUCUUGAAGUUUGCUGAACGAGGACUCACAGCUGCAACGUGGGGUGAUUGUAUUGAUCAAAACCCACUGGGAAGGACAAAGAGUUUGCCGCCUUUCGGGGAUCCGAGGGACUGUGGCGACCGUGCCUCUGUGCCAGCGUCCCAGGAAGGAAGCCAACCCUGAGCGAGCCUGUCCUCUGUGGCAGGUCCACACGGUGUGGGUGGGCAGGGCUUGGACCCCCGUCUCCAUGGCAGGUCCAUACAGCAUGGGUGGCAGGGUUUGGACCCGCCCAGCAGCACCACGGACCCCAGCCACUCUCGGGGGCAGACGUCAGAAUCCGUUCCUGAGCAGCUCCUGUGCCCUGGGGGCAGUCACAGAGCCCCCCAACACCCCCGUGCUCUGCACCAGCCUCUCCCUCCACACCCGAAGCAGGCGUCCAUCUGUGUCCUCCUGGCAGCCCCUCAAACACACACCACCCCAUGUCACACGGGUAUCCAGAGCAAGGCUGGAUCUGGGCUAGGUGACCCCUGGGGCCUCAGACCUCUGAGUGGGCCCCAGAGCCCAGCUGAGGAAGCCACACAGCCUCCAGGACGUGGCACGGUUCCCCUCCACUUGGCUGCAAGUCGCCUGCCAUGGGGCGAGGAGGCCUGCACCCCAGUAUAAGGGCCUCCCCAGCUGAGUAAGAAGCUGCUUCCCCUCCUCUCAUAGGCCAAGCCUAUUGUGUGAAACCAUCUCAUGGUCUUGGUGACGUAGACCAUUUUUGAAACCGUCUCAUGGUCUUGGUGACGUAGACCGUUUGCUUCUUUAACUCCAGCCGCGGAAUGACAUUAGUGGAACCGGGCUAGGGAACUGCUGGAAGUUCAGGAUGCCACCACCUUGAACACCUAGGCCAGGGAUCCCCACCAUGUCCCGGGUUUCUUUCUUCGAGAGUAUAGAACCGUUCAUUCUUGCUUUGUGUCCCAUUCCAUCUCUUGAAAAAAUGUAGUCUUUGAAUGUGUGAAAAUCUAGGGACAUUCAAUCUAGUCUUUUAAAUUAUUUUUCCAUAUUUAUAUUUUUAAAUAAAUGCAUAUAUUGAGUCUUAAAA